CGGCAAAAAUUAGUGAGUUCAAUUCAAAUAAUGAGUAAAUAAAGAAUAUAUAUAUAUAUAUUAUAUAAUAUAAUACUGUAAAAAAUAAUGUAAAACGACGCAGCCUAUCAAGACCAAACCACUUCUUUUUCUGUGUGGCUAUAAAAUUUAAAGAAAAAGACCAGACACAGAGCAAAAGCCAUCACUGAUAAUCACCUUCCUCCCCUCCACACCAGGUAGCAAAUGGCAGCCGCAAGAGUGAUGGCAACAGCAGCAGCAGCCACUACGACGACGUCUUGCCUGUUACUUAAAAAACCAUUCAGUUUGAGCCAAAAUACUCGCUUCAAUAGUAUAUGCUUUAAUGGCAAACGACAAGUGUCUCUCUUUUCCUCUUCUUCUGUUAAAAGAUCAUCACUUUGGACAUGCACUGCUAUUUACAAUCCUGAUGUUCAGAUCAGAGAGGAAGGUCAGCCUGAGACCCUUGAUUACCGUGUCUUCUUUCUUGACAACUCUGGCAAAAAGGUUUCUCCUUGGCAUGACAUACCAUUGCACUUGGGUGAUGGUGUAUUCAACUUUAUUGUUGAAAUUCCUAGAGAAUCAAGUGCAAAGAUGGAGGUUGCUACUGAUGAGCAGUUCACUCCCAUCAAGCAGGACACCAAAAAGGGGAAACUUAGAUACUAUCCCUAUAACAUAAACUGGAACUAUGGGUUGCUUCCACAAACAUGGGAAGACCCGUCUCUUGCAAACCAUGAAGUUGAAGGGGCAUUUGGAGAUAAUGAUCCAGUUGAUGUUGUUGAAAUUGGUGAAAGACGGGGAAAGAUAGGGGAAGUUCUAAAGGUCAAGCCGCUGGGUGCUUUAGCCAUGAUUGAUGAGGGUGAACUUGACUGGAAAAUUGUAGCAAUCUCACUGGAUGAUCCACGAGCUGCUCUUGUAAAUGAUGUUGAUGAUGUGGAGAAGCAUUUCCCAGGUACUUUAACUGCAAUCAGGGAUUGGUUUAGAGACUACAAGAUCCCUGACGGAAAGCCUGCUAACAAGUUUGGUCUUGGCAACAAGGCAGCAAACAAGGAUUAUGCUCUGAAGGUCAUCACUGAGACUAAUGAAUCUUGGGCUAAACUAGUCAAGAGAUCAAUUCCAGCUGGAGAGCUCUCUCUUGUAUAAGUGCGACGAAUAAAGUCGGGCCGACCUCGAAGAGGUAUUACUUGGCUUGCUGCUUGCCAGAGUUUUACCUUCUGGCAAAGCAAUCCCGGUAUUCUUUCAUGUGGAUAUCGAAACAUUUUUUUUCUCACUUGUUAUUGAGUUCGAAUAAUCCAUUGUUAGUAUGCAGUUUAUCUAUACUCCUUUGAGGAGGAUUCUCCUGCAUUUCCAGUACUUCGACUUGCUGUGUAUUUCCUUUUACUUAUUUCGAGAAGAUUUUAACUUA
Messenger RNA from Ricinus communis (castor bean), 1399 nucleotides. Its product is annotated as soluble inorganic pyrophosphatase 6, chloroplastic. The coding region runs from base 223 to 1137 and encodes 304 amino acids. The record is from RefSeq and is a predicted model, not a curated record. The transcript has 6 exons. Gene Ontology annotation, biological process: phosphate-containing compound metabolic process. Gene Ontology annotation, cellular component: cytoplasm. Lineage: Eukaryota; Viridiplantae; Streptophyta; Magnoliopsida; Malpighiales; Euphorbiaceae. Gene Ontology annotation, molecular function: inorganic diphosphate phosphatase activity; magnesium ion binding.